AAGACCCGCCCCCAGGGCCGUGGAGGCCAAUGGGAGAAAGUGACGGUUACGACCGUUGGGUUUCGAAGAAGCCAAUGACAGCCGGGAGCGGAGAGUUUAAGACGCUCAGGCCUGCGCCUCUCGGGUCGGUCGGGGAUCGCACCGGCUCGGAGCUGACGGGCUCGGCGGGCACCUUUCCCCUGCGGACGCUUCGCCCCCAUGGCGCAGUUCGUGUUCGACAGCGACCUGCACGCCCUGCUGCAGCUGGACACCCCCAUCCCCAAUGCGCCCCCCGCGCGCUGGCAGCGCAAAGCUAAGGAAGCCUCGGGGCCCGCGCCCUCACCCAUGCGGGCGGCCAAUCGGUCCCACACCGCCGGCCGGACCCCGGGCCGCACUCCGGGCAAAUCCGGCUCCAAGAUUCAGACCACCCCCAGCAAACCUGGUGGGGACCGCUAUAUCCCCCAUCGCAGUGCGACCCAGAUGGAGGUGGCCAGCUUCCUCCUGAGUAAGGAGAACAACCAUUCGGAAAACAGCCAGACGCCCACCAAGAAGGAACAUCAGAAAGCCUGGGCUUUGAACCUGAACGGUUUUGACGUGGAGGAAGCCAAGAUCCUUCGGCUCAGCGGGAAACCACAGAAAGUUCCAGAGGGUUACGAGAACAGACUGAAAGUCCUCUACAGCCAGAAGGCCACGCCGGGCUCCAGCAAGAGGACCUGCCGUUACAUCCCCUCCCUGCCCGACCGGAUCCUGGAUGCCCCUGAAAUCCGCAACGACUAUUACCUGAACCUGGUGGAUUGGAGCUCCGGGAACGUGCUGGCCGUGGCUUUGGACAACAGUGUGUACUUGUGGAGCGCCAGCACCGGCGACAUCCUGCAGCUGCUGCAGAUGGAGCAGCCUGGAGACUACGUUUCCUCUGUGUCCUGGAUCAAGGAGGGCAACUACCUGGCUGUGGGCACCAGCAGCGCGGAGGUCCAGCUAUGGGAUGUGCAGCAGCAGAAGCGGCUUCGGAACAUGACCAGUCAUUCUGCCCGAGUGGGCGCCCUGUGUUGGAAUAGCUACAUACUGUCCAGUGGCUCACGCUCUGGUCACAUCCAUCACCAUGAUGUUCGGGUAGCAGAACACCAUGUGGCCACACUGAGUGGUCACAGCCAGGAAGUGUGUGGGCUGCGCUGGUCCCCAGAUGGACGACAUUUGGCCAGUGGUGGCAAUGAUAACUUGGUCAAUGUGUGGCCUAGUGCUGCUUUAGAGGCGGGCUGGGUUCCCCUGCAGACAUUCACCCAGCAUCAAGGGGCUGUCAAGGCUGUAGCUUGGUGUCCCUGGCAGUCCAAUAUACUGGCAACUGGAGGGGGCACCAGUGAUCGGCACAUUCGCAUCUGGAACGUCUGCUCUGGGGCCUGUCUGAAUGCUGUGGAUGCCCACUCCCAGGUGUGCUCCAUCCUCUGGUCUUCCCACUACAAGGAACUUAUCUCAGGUCAUGGCUUUGCCCAGAACCAGCUGGUUAUUUGGAAGUACCCAACCAUGGUCAAGGUGGCUGAGCUCAAAGGUCACACAGCCCGGGUCCUAAGUUUGGCCAUGAGUCCAGAUGGAGCCACGGUGGCAUCAGCAGCAGCAGAUGAGACCCUACGCAUGUGGCGCUGCUUUGAGUUGGACCCUGCACGGCGGCGGGAGCGGGAAAAGGCUAGUGCAACCAAGAGCAGCCUUAUCCAUCAAGGCAUCCGUUGAGGACCAACUCAUCACUUCAGUUUUUAUGUUUGCUUUUUUUAUUUUUCUAAUAAAGUCAUGUCUCUCUUCUCCUUG
Myotis daubentonii (Daubenton's bat) is the source of this 1776-nucleotide messenger RNA. RefSeq names its product cell division cycle 20 (gene CDC20). Gene Ontology annotation, molecular function: anaphase-promoting complex binding; ubiquitin ligase activator activity; protein binding. NCBI's taxonomy places the organism in Eukaryota, Metazoa, Chordata, Mammalia, Chiroptera, Vespertilionidae. Gene Ontology annotation, biological process: anaphase-promoting complex-dependent catabolic process; positive regulation of ubiquitin protein ligase activity; positive regulation of anaphase-promoting complex-dependent catabolic process. The record is from RefSeq and is a predicted model, not a curated record. Gene Ontology annotation, cellular component: anaphase-promoting complex.